CCGCAUACCGCUGCUACACGUUCACGCUGCUCCGUGGAUUUCCUCCACACUUCAAACAUCCACGGAGAGGCUCGCUCACCUAAAACUUCCACCAGAGGAAUGGCCAACACUUUCCCUUCACUUUGGACCACGAUGAGCUACAAAACAACACGGAAGUGGAUUUAAAAGGAUCUACUUUGUGCGCCGACAGUCACGUUUUUUGACUUUUCCCACUUUUUUGUUGUAAAGGGGGAGGGGGGGACACACACAAACUUCAGGGGUGUCCUCUUGUGAAAGGAAAAUGUGUCCCGACACGCCAGUCCGCACUUUUGCCAGCUUUCUGCUCUUUUUUCUGGUGUUUUUGAGAUUAUUUUGUGGGGUUUGGACGAACGCGAGGACGUGUCCGCCGCCGUGCGCAUGUUUAGGGGAUUCAGUGGACUGUAGUCGACUCAAAAGGGGACAAAUGCCAAACUCUUUCCCGGAUUGGACUGCUCAGCUGGAUCUGAGCCAUAACAAAUUGCAGGUGCUGGACAGCACUUUGUUUUCCCAACUCCAACAUCUAAAUGAAAUAAAGCUGAACCACAACGAACUGGAGGCCAUACCCGAUUUGGGAUGGUCCGCAUCCAACAUCACAACUUUAGUUCUAGCCAACAACCGGUUCUCCAGAGUCGCCGCGGAGCAGCUGAGGCCGUUCCUCGCCCUGGAAACGCUGGACCUCAGCAACAACAACAUUGUGGAAAUAAAGGCCGACUCCUUCCCUGUGCUGCCCCUCAAGAACCUGUUCCUCAACAACAACCGCAUCUCCUCGCUGGAGACGGGCUGUUUCACCAAUCUGUCCAGCAGCCUCCAGGUCCUGCGACUCACCCGCAACCGCCUCUCCUCAAUACCGGCCAAGAUCUUCCAGCUGCCCAACCUGCAGCACCUGGAGCUGAACCGCAAUCGGCUGCGCCGGGUGGAAGGCUUGACGUUCCACGGUCUGCACGCUCUGCGCUCCCUGAAGAUGCAGCGGAACGGCCUGAGCCGCCUGAUGGACGGAGCCUUCUGGGGCCUGGGCAACAUGGAAGUCCUGCAGCUGGAUGACAACAACCUGACGGAGGUGAGCAAGGGCUGGCUGUACGGCCUGCUGACUCUGCAGCAGCUCCACCUGGGCCACAAUGCCAUCAGCAGGAUCCGACCCGACGCCUGGGAGUUCUGCCAGAAACUCAGAGAGCUCAACCUCUCCACCAACCACCUGUCCCGACUGGAGGAGUCCAGUUUUGUUGGACUCAGCCUGCUGGACCAGCUCCACAUCGGGAACAACCGCGUCAGCUUCAUCGCCGACGGAGCUUUCCGGGGCCUCUCCAGCCUGCAGACACUGGAUCUUCAAAGUAACGAAAUCUCCUGGACCAUAGAGGACAUGAACGGUCCCUUCUCAGCGUUGGACAAACUGAAGAAGCUAUUUCUACAAGGGAACCAAAUCCGCUCCGUUACCAAGAAGUCCUUCUCUGGCCUGGAUGCACUGCAGCACCUAGAUUUGAGCGACAACGCCAUCAUGUCCGUCCAAGCCAACGCUUUCUCUCAGAUAAAGAACCUCCAAGAGCUGCGUCUGAACACCUCCAGCCUGCUGUGUGACUGCCAGCUCAAGUGGCUUCCAGUCUGGGUGGCAGAGCAAACCUUCCUGCCCGCCAUCAACGCCAGCUGCGCCCACCCGCAGACGCUGAAGAGCAGGAGCGUCUUCGCCAUCGGGCCCGAGGAGUUUGUGUGCGAUGAUUUCCCAAAGCCUCAAAUCACCGUCCAGCCCGAGACCCAGUCGGCCCUCAAGGGGUCCGACGUGACCUUCGUGUGCUCGGCGGCCAGCUCCAGCGACUCGCCCAUGACCUUCGCCUGGAAGAAGGACAACGAGGCGCUGAGCGAGGCGGAGAUCCACAACCAGGCCCACCUGCGGGUGCGAGGAGGCGGCGGCGGCGAGACGGAGGUGACGGAGUACACCACCACUCUGCAGCUGCGUGACCUGCAGUUCUCCAGCGAGGGAAGGUACCAGUGUGUCAUCUCCAACCACUUUGGCUCUUCUUACUCCACCAAGGCCAGACUCACUGUCAACAUGCUGCCGUCCUUCACCAAGAUGCCCACGGACUUGAGCAUCCGUGCCGGGGCCACCGCCAGGCUGGAGUGCGCGGCUGUGGGCCACCCGUCCCCGCAGAUCGCCUGGCAGAAGGACGGCGGCACCGACUUCCCCGCCGCACGCGAGCGCCGCAUGCACGUGAUGCCCGAGGACGACGUUUUCUUCAUGGUGGACGUGAAGACGGAGGACAUCGGUGUGUACAGCUGCACCGCUCAGAACAUCGCCGGGGCCAUCUCUGCUAAUGCUACGCUAACUGUGCUAGAAACGCCUUCCUUCUUGCGUCCUCUGAUGGACCGCACGGUGGCCAAGGGUGAGACCGCCGUGCUGCAGUGCAUAGCCGGCGGCAGCCCGGCGCCGAGGUUGAACUGGACCAAGGACGACAGCCCCUUGAUGGUGACCGAGCGACACUUCUUCGCCGCCGCCAAUCAGCUCCUCAUCAUCGUGGACGCGGCGGAGGCGGACGCCGGCAAGUACACUUGCGAGAUGUCCAACGCCUUAGGCACGGAGCGGGGGAACAUCAGGCUGGCCGUCAUACCCAACCCCAACUGUGAUUCCGGGGCGCAAGGAGGCGUCGGGGUGGGGAUGGUCGGCGGAGCGGGCUCGGACGACGACGGCUGGACCACGGUGGGCAUCGUCAUCAUAGCGGUGGUGUGCUGCGUGGUGGGCACCUCACUGGUGUGGGUGGUCAUCAUCUACCACACCCGCAGGCGCAACGAGGACUGCAGCGUCACCAACACAGACGAGACCAACCUGCCUGCGGACAUCCCCAGCUACCUGUCCUCACAAGGCACGCUGGCAGAGCGCCAAGACGGCUACCUGCCCUCCGAGAGCGGCCAGUACGCCAGCGCCUUCUACCUGCCGCCCAAAGACUUGAACGGCUUCUGUCAGCUGGAUACAGGAAGUGAAGGCGACAUGGAGGCGUGCCUCGACCCCCUGCUGUGCCAUUAUCAGGGUCCAAUCAGCACGCUGCUUCGCCGAGACCUCUACCCCAGCGAGGACGUCUACGCAGGGUGUCCCGCCGAGACCAGACCUGUUGGCAGCGACAGUGAGAGCCUGACCAGGUCCAGAAGACGGGACUACGAGCCUCUGGACCUCUGCUCCUCCGCUAUCUUGAUGCAGCUUCCCAACGCCAGUCUGCAUCUUGGCCCCUCCCACCAGCAGCCUGGCCGCCGCCCAUCCAUAGAGGAGGGGGAGGCGGCCAAUUACGACGAGUGUCUCCCGCCAUCUAACUCCUUCAUGGGCACAUUCGGCAAGUCCCCCUGGAGGCCUCGGCAGGACCUGCACCCCGGCUCCGGUCCUCCCCCGCCGGCGACCCACAGCGGACACGCUCCCUGCCAGAACCCGUACGAGGACUGGGAGUCCAAGGAGGACGCCUGCAAGGACUCUGAAUCAGAGCACAGUGUUUACGAGCAGCCAUUUGACUGCGGCACGGGACUCGGGGGCGGGAGCGGUUCUUAGCCAGCGAAUCCUCCUCCAGAGAAAUUCUACCUCACUUUUGUAAGAAAGGACGAAUGUAAGAAGAUGACCGGAAAGUCUUUUAUAUGCAAAUAUACUUCUUGUAGAUACAGAGGACAUUAUUUUUCUUUAAUACUCAAAUGUUUGUGCUUUCAUGAAGACACUUUUUGCACAACAAAUAAAACAACAGAUAUUUUCA
Nerophis lumbriciformis (worm pipefish) is the source of this 3734-nucleotide messenger RNA. RefSeq names its product leucine-rich repeats and immunoglobulin-like domains 3 (gene lrig3). Gene Ontology annotation, molecular function: protein binding. The record is from RefSeq and is a predicted model, not a curated record. NCBI's taxonomy places the organism in Eukaryota, Metazoa, Chordata, Actinopteri, Syngnathiformes, Syngnathidae.